Asparagus officinalis (garden asparagus) is the source of this 546-nucleotide messenger RNA. RefSeq lists its product as uncharacterized. The coding region runs from base 1 to 546 and encodes 181 amino acids. The record is from RefSeq and is a predicted model, not a curated record. The transcript has 2 exons. Lineage: Eukaryota; Viridiplantae; Streptophyta; Magnoliopsida; Asparagales; Asparagaceae.
AUGGGUUUUCAGAGCCAAGAUCAUCCUGAAUAUGUGUAUUCCAGGUUAUUUGUCAAAGUCAAUGAUGGAAAGCUAGCUAUCGUGCUAGUAUACGUAGAUGAUUUAAUGAUAAUCGGUGAUGAUGAGGCAGAAAUUAUUAGGAGGAAGGAAAAUUUAUCAGUUCGUUUCCAGAUGAAGGAACUUGGACAUCUCAAGCACUUCCUUGGUUUAGAGGUUGAUCGCACACAAGAAGGAAUAAUUCUUUGUCAGCAAAAAUAUUCCAAAGAUUUGUUGAAGAGGUUCGGAAUGCUUGAAUGCAAGCCGAUUUCGACGAUGAUGGAACCAAAUGCCAAAAUGUGUGCGCAUGAAGGAAAAGAUUUGAAAGAUGCAACAAUGUAUCAAAAAUUGGUAGGCAGUCUGAUCUACUUAACCUUGACUCGACCUGACAUUUCUUAUGCAGUUAGUGUGAUGAGUCGGUACAUGCAAAAUCCAAAGAAGCAUCAUUUGGAAGCAGUUCGGCGUAUGCUGAGAUAUGUAAAGAGUACAAUUGAUUAUGGUCUUUUGUAA